GGCUUCGAUAAAACUCCAUUUUGUUAAGGCCAUGAUGUUUCACUUACAAGGCCCACAAAUGCUGCAGAUGCUAGAGAAAUCCUUGAGGAAGAGCCUCCCGGAGUCCUUAAAGGUUUAUGCUACUGUCUUCCAUAUGAACCAGGGAAACCCAUUCAAGUUAAAGGCCGUGGUGGACAAGUGGCCUGAUUUUACAACAGUGGUGAUCUGCCCUCAGGAGCAGGAAAUGACAGAUGAUUUUGAUUACUACACCAACACCUACCAAAUCUAUUAUAAGAAUCCCACAAACUGUCAAGAGUUCCUUGGCGCAUCAGAUGUCAUCAAUUGGAAGCAACAUUUUCUGAUCCAAAGUUCACAGUCCAGCCUGAAGAAUGUGAUACAGAAUCUUGCAGCUGCUAAAUUGGUCAAGGUCAAGCAAGAUCAAAGAAUUAUGUAUAUGAUGCCUGAGACAGCAAGUAAACUGAUCCCUUCCCUGCUGGAGGCAAAGAACUUAUCUCUUAAAUCUGGCAGACCCAAGGCCAUUAACCAAGAGAUGUUUAAACUCUCCUCCCUGGAUGUGACCCACGCUGCCUUGGUGAAUAAAUUCUGGCAUUUUGGCGGCAAUGAGAGGAGCCAGAGAUUCAUCGAGCGCUGUAUCUGGACCUUCCCGACCUUCUGCCUGCUGGGGCCUGAGGGGACCCCUGUGUCCUGGAGCCUGAUGGAUCAGACAGGAGAGAUACGGAUGGGGGGUACUGUGCCCGAGUACCGGGCCCAGGGUCUCUCUUCUCACUUCAUGAGUGUCCACAGCCAUGCUAUGGACAAACUUGGAUACCCUGCUUAUUACCAUACAGACAUAACCAACAAAAGUGUACAGAAAAUGAGUCACCGUCUGCAACAUGUCAUCAUGCCUUGUGACUGGAACCAGUGGCACUGUGAGCCCCUGUGAAGCAGUCCUGAACACAGGACAGCGUUGCAUGGGCUGAUAUAGCAUGAGGAGUGUACGGGUGGGUGGAGAGAAAUAAUAAGCUCUAAUUAGCAUUAAA
Molecule: messenger RNA, 1019 nt
Organism: Hyaena hyaena (striped hyena)
Lineage: Eukaryota; Metazoa; Chordata; Mammalia; Carnivora; Hyaenidae
Product: glycine N-phenylacetyltransferase-like
Exons: 6
Coding region: 32-922 (296 amino acids)
Cellular component (GO): mitochondrion
Molecular function (GO): glycine N-acyltransferase activity
Source: RefSeq, a predicted model, not a curated record